This is a messenger RNA of Lachancea thermotolerans CBS 6340, 2187 nucleotides long. It is a transcript of the gene MAM3, whose product is annotated as Mam3p. NCBI's taxonomy places the organism in Eukaryota, Fungi, Ascomycota, Saccharomycetes, Saccharomycetales, Saccharomycetaceae. The transcript has a single exon. Gene Ontology annotation, cellular component: intracellular membrane-bounded organelle. The coding region runs from base 1 to 2187 and encodes 728 amino acids. The record is from RefSeq and is a predicted model, not a curated record. Gene Ontology annotation, biological process: magnesium ion homeostasis.
AUGUCACUUCAUACGCACGCAUUUCGCAGUAAAGAUUUCAUGGCUUCUGCGGAGGUCUUCACCUCUACCGUACCCGCACAAGCACCCCGCGUCGAACUCCACAGAUUCAUGGCUUCCCCCGGUACGCUUCUCAGCGUGCGAAGGACAGUAUGGCUGUUCUCGCUGAUCCACGCCAUCUCCGGCCGCCCCAUUGCCCACGUUGCCGAAAACGACGAGAUCCAAGAAGCCCGCUUCGCAACUUUUCUCAGUAUUUCCGUGCUCCUCGUGCUGCUGGGAGGCGUGUUUGCUGGCCUGACUUUGGGCCUGAUGGGCCAGGACGAAGUCUACCUGAAGGUCAUCAGCACGUCGGGCACGCCAAGGGAGCAGCGCGCCGCCACAAAAGUCCUCAACCUGAUAUCCAAGGGAAAGCACUGGCUCCUUGUCACGCUGCUGCUGUCCAACGUUAUCACGAAUGAGACGCUUCCCAUUGUCCUGGACCGCUGCCUCGGAGGCGGCUGGCAGGCGGUGGUCUCUAGUACGGUUCUCAUUGUCAUUUUCGGCGAAGUAAUACCGCAGUCCAUCUGUGUCCGGUAUGGGCUGGAGGUCGGGGCGUUCUUCUGCCCGUUCGUUCUGGUCCUCAUGUACGCCAUGUAUCCGGUCGCCUACCCCGUGGCACUUCUUCUGGAUUGGAUCCUGGGAGAAGACCACGGCACCAUGUACAAAAAGUCCGGCCUCAAGACUCUGGUCACCCUGCACAGAACCAUGGGCGUGGACCGACUCACCAACGAUGAAGUCACCAUUAUCUCGGCUGUUUUGGACCUAAAAGAGAAGAAGGUGUCUGAAAUCAUGACCCCCAUUGUGAACGUCUUCACCAUGAGCGCGGACGCUACGCUCGACGAGAAGACAGUGGGGGAGAUCUUCAACUCCGGGUUCUCCCGUAUCCCCAUUCAUCUCCCCGGCGAGAAAAACAACUUCAUUGGCAUGCUUCUGGUCCGCGUGCUUAUAUCGUAUGACCCUGACGACUGCCUCCCUGUGUCGCACUUCCCGCUGGCAACCUUGCCUGAGACCUCGCCUGACACCUCGUGUUUGAACAUUCUUAACUAUUUUCAAGAAGGUAAGUCCCACAUGUGUGUGGUGUCGCAAGAACCCGGCAGCUCCUCGGGUGCCCUCGGCGUGCUGACAUUGGAAGAUGUGAUCGAAGAGCUUAUUGGCGAGGAAAUUGUUGAUGAGUCGGACGUUUUUGUUGAUAUUCACCAGCGCAUCAUGCGCGAACAACCAGGGCCUCUUUCAAAGAGGCAUAUAACCUCAUACCUGCAUUCACUGUACAAAGUUACCCAGCGGCACUCGGUUGAUAACACGGGCGAAAACUCUCCCUUGCUCGAAGAAUCUCCAGACCCGGUCCAAAAGCCCAAAGUCGCGCAUCAUGUUUCUGGCGUUGUGCCUUCCAAUCUUGCUUCCAAUCCACUUCAUACCCAAAAUCCCCAUGUCAAAGUCAAGAGGCAGAUAGACAUCCCAGGACACCAUCUCAAGUUGAGUUCACCUGGCUACGGGGGCACAGAUGUAUCGCCCAAGUCUACAAGAUCUGGUUCCAUCAACUCUGCCCAGCAUUCCGAUACCUCGAUUCUUCGAGAGCAUUUGGGUGCGGCAAAGAAAGCAAUGGCUCAUACAUUGGAGACCGGAGAAAGUACCCAGGCCGUCACCUCGAAACAGUCUACGCCUGCUGAAGAUGUUGGAAAUUUGUCGACAAUCUCGCAUGAAAACGCUGCAAGCACUUCAAACUCCACCUCCGAUCGGCAGCCAAGCGAGCCAGCUUCUGAAACACAGCUCAUAUCUUCGUCGUACCGACCAAGUAUCAAGGGAAUUGUCGAGAGUGUUGUGACUGUCAAAGGUGUCCCCAAGACCAUCAUUGCACCUGCCAAGGACUGGGACGAGUCUCAAGGCGUCGUUAUCAACGAAUCUAACAAUGUUCAUGAGAGCGGCGGCUCUGGUGACGAUAACAUGGCACAUUCACUCUCGAGUAGGCCGUCCAAAAGCCGCAGAGGCAGCAUUUUUAGCCUCUUCCGUCAGGGAAGUUCUGAUGGAGGGAGUAGCGCAAGCAUUCGAGGAAGAUCUGCCCAAGCAUCCUCAUCCUCUGACCGAGUGGAGCCAGAAACGCUACUCAGCGAUGAGGCAUACUCCCUUAGAAAUACAUCUCCCCGAACAAGGUGA